AUGCAUAUCCCAUUCACCGCAACACUCUUUACUGCCCUCUUCGGGCUCGCCGCGCUCUCACCUGUCUCGGCUGGAGCUGUCCUCGGACGAGCACCCCAGAACGGAAAUCGACCCGUGCCUAGUGGAGCUUGUUGUGUUGCCAACACGUCUCUGAAACAAGACGCAUGCACCGCCGCCAAUGGGGCAGCUGGAAGAUGUGUGCCAGGAGGAAACGACUGCGGAGGAAGACUAAGCUGUGUUGCAACGGCAAACCUCGAAUGUGAUGCCAACGUGAUUGAGCGAGGAAACACUCUUUGCCGAGCGAAAGCUCCAGGAGGUGGCUUGUUUGAUGGAGCGAACAUUAUUCAAAGUCUGGCACAGGCGACGGUGAACUGA
This is a messenger RNA of Exophiala aquamarina CBS 119918, 375 nucleotides long. RefSeq lists its product as uncharacterized. The transcript is spliced from 2 exons. Lineage: Eukaryota; Fungi; Ascomycota; Eurotiomycetes; Chaetothyriales; Herpotrichiellaceae. Bases 1 to 375 code for a protein of 124 amino acids. The record is from RefSeq and is a predicted model, not a curated record.